GUGUAUCCUCCCUUGAAGCCCAGAAUGAGUUUUUUUCGGAAGUGGCGCGCUCCUCCCCGGUUGGAGUUUGGCUCUAAAAAAGACGCUCAACCAUGAAAAUAACAUCAUAAGUUUCUAAUGGGGAAGUCUCGCUCCCGCUGGCCGCGCGUAUUCCCCCUGUCGAGACUGACGAGCGGCUUCUGGAGGCGUCCUCUCUCCAAAAGGAGUCUGAUCGUGGCCACCGCGUGCGUCGUCUAUCUGCUCUUUGUGCUGUCGUACGUGGGAUACUCGCAGCAGCACCGGGACAGGAGGACCGACGGCGACAAGUACCGACGCGCCCGCGGACUCGCCGACGGCGCGUCUCUAGACUCCGCGGACCCGCAGACCGGCACGAGCCUCGCGGUCCCCACCCGGUCCAACGUGGUGUACAUUACGCUGAAGUUCAAGCGCCUGAAACCGGCAAACAUUCGUGGCACAAUCCGGCCAAAGCUGAGGAGAAAGCUCCGCAAGAGCAAAUCCGCCGGGUCAGCUUUUACGCAGGACAAACUUGGCACUUUGGAGCGGGACGCGGGACAAACUGAGCGCAGCUUGGCACCCGAGGCCCCCUGGAGAGAAACCAGGGAUGUUGACUACAAAUCUUUGGACGCGGCCCAGAAGUCCCGCAGAGAUGAAGGGGCCGAGUCCAACAUCAGCUCCAUCCGCAUCUACAGCCAGCGGGCGCCGCAGUGGUUCAGCGCGCGCGACGUGAGCGCCAUGCGCUUUCUGGCGGACGCCAAAGUUUUGCGCAUCAGGGAAGUUCCGCGCGGGGACUCCGCGCCGCUGCUGCUGUUCGAGGGCGACACGGGACCCUCGCCGUCCCCGCCGGCCGACAGGCGAGGCCACGCGGAACGGAGCGACGUGUGCGCGGGCCGGUGCGGGGUCAUCAGCAGUCCCGUGGACACCGCCGAGGUCUUCGCUUUCCACCUGGACAGGGUGCUGGGGCUGAACAGGACGUCGCCGGCCGUGAGCAGGACGUUCCGGUUCUUACACGACGGCCGGCCCUGUCCAGUGGUGUCGUGGGACGCGUCUCUGUACCCGGGAGGCCUCGCCGCAGGCCGGGCCGCCGUGAGGUUGACGUGGGGGGGCUACCAGAGGUCCCUGAGACAGAGGUGCUGGCACAGAAACAUCCGGCCGAAGCCCGACUCUGGCUGCUCCACCAUCCAUCACUACGAGUGGAGCAAACUUGCUCUGUUUGACUUCUUGCUGCAGAUUCACAACCGCCUGGAUCGGAGCUGCUGCGGGUUCAGGCCCCGGCGGGAAGAUGUGUGCGCGGACCUCGGACACCGCGCCGACUGCGGUGACCCCGACCGCAUACAGCUGGCCAACAUCAUCCACCGGGGUCACGACCCCAGGCACCUGGUCUUCGCCAACAACAAGGGCUUCUUCGACCGCAACGAGGACAACUUGGACUUCAGGCUGCUGGAGGGAAUCACCGAGCUCCCGGAGCAGGCCGUGUCGGUGCUGAGGAGCAGGAGGCUGAGGGAGAGGCUGCUGCAGUCGCUGUUCCUGGACCAGACGUACUGGGAGAGCCAGGGCGGCCGGCCGGGCAUCGACAAGCUGAUCGACGUCGUGGAGCGGCGGGCGAGGGCGCUCCUCACCUACAUCAACGCCCACGGCAUCGCGGUGGCCGCGAUGAACGCGUGACGAGGUGCACGCCAGUCGAGUGCCAACGUUACCCCGGGAUGCAGACCGUUUCAAAUGAGCGGUCUCAUCCCGGUGACUGCACCGUGUCCUUUUUUUUUUUUCCUUUUUUUUUACAAGACACUGGAGCCGUAUCCAUUUACAUUAAUGCUUAAUGUCAUUUGAUAUCAUUUCGUUUUUUUAUUUAAUGCACUGAGAGCAUCAGUUCAAGUGGUCCUGAGGAUUGGGGCCAUGUCAUAGGGUGAAUAUUUUUAAUAUUUGAAAAGAAAAUCGAAGAAAUUCAUUAUGCUAAUGAAGGAUUUAUUAUAAAUUGCCCGCUGACCUUUGGAAAAUAGUGCACACUGUGUUGUCGAUAACUGUACCAGCAAACCAUUCGAGUAAUCUGUGGUUCCGGAGACGUGUAUAUAAAACUCACCAUUCGCUUUAGACACUGAGGAAUUCAUUUGAUUUAACUAAUUGUGCCAUUUACACUAUGUAAUUCAUUAACUCUUACUUAAGGAAACUAAGGAGGUUUAGUUCCUCCUACUGAGUCUUCAUUCUUCCGUCUUCCCCGGAGGCCAAUGCGCUGUCAUCGUUAUGUAAAGGAUGCGCUGCAUGUUAGAACUUUCCCCCCGCUUGCUCCCCGAGGCCUCUCCAGCGAUAAUAUAGUAUAAUUUAUAUUGUUUAUGACGGGAAAGCACUACGCGAUAAGUCAUUGUCCGGGUGGAGAUAACGAGGCCGCAGCCCGGAUCCACUUUGGCUUGACUGGCGUCAAGAUAAGAGUUCAAUUUUGAAGAAGUGAUUUACAAUCUCGUGGCGUUUUUUUUUUAUGAACAAAACCCUCAAGACGCUAACAUGAUUACUGUACUUUAUCGUUCGGGGAGAUCUUUACAAGGAAGUACAUUACAAAGUGAAGGACAUAAGAAGUCAGACAGUGCCAUUCUCUUUUUUUACGUGCGCUCUUUAUUUCCUUCUUUUUUUAGUUUAACGACAAAACACUGCUUUCGUCAUUUCCAUUGUAUUUAUUUAUUUUUUUGUACCCUUUUUCCCCCCCUAACUAUUGAAGCUGUCAAUAAAAGUGUUGUGUUCCUUUUC
Molecule: messenger RNA, 2733 nt
Organism: Scophthalmus maximus (turbot)
Lineage: Eukaryota; Metazoa; Chordata; Actinopteri; Pleuronectiformes; Scophthalmidae
Gene: gask1b
Product: golgi associated kinase 1B
Exons: 4
Coding region: 118-1662 (514 amino acids)
Cellular component (GO): Golgi apparatus
Source: RefSeq, a predicted model, not a curated record